UAUAAAUCGUAUAUUUUUUUUUUUCAGUCAGCUCCCGUCGGUGAGCAUGGGCCAAGAAAGCACAUUUACAGCUCAAAAAAGAGCCGGAGCACUCCCUACAACCGUCACGGCCAACGGCGGCGUCCGUGGACGCUCCCCCAACGUAUUACCACGCGGCCGUCAGAUCGACCGUACCUUCAACAAUGUCAAAAUCACCAUCCUUUGCGGUUUCGUCACUAUCCUUGUACUCCGUGGCACCAUUGGUAUCGGCAACGUUUCAUCCUCGGAAGCAGAGGCUGAGAAUCAGAAUCUAAUAGAGGAAACUAAUCGGAUCCUCUCCGAUAUCCGUUCCGAUAAGGACCCGGAUGAUCCAGCAGGAGAUCAACCUGAGACUUUCAUGAGUCUUAAUGACACUUACAGUUUAGGUCCCAAAAUUGCUAAUUGGGAUAAAGACCGGAAAAUGUGGCUUCAGAAGAAUCCAGAAUUUCCCAAUUUCGUUAAUGGUAAGCCUCGGAUUUUACUUGUAACUGGGUCUCCUCCAAAUCCUUGUGACAAUGCAAUUGGGGAUCAUUAUCUGUUGAAGGCGAUAAAGAACAAGAUUGAUUAUUGUAGGAUUCAUGGUAUUGAAAUUUUGUAUAAUUUAGCUUAUUUGGAAAAGGAAAUGGCUGGUUACUGGUCCAAACUUCCAUUGAUUCGUAGGCUAAUGUUGUCUCAUCCUGAAGUGGAGUGGAUUUGGUGGAUGGAUAGUGAUGCUUUGUUUACUGAUAUGGUUUUUGAGAUGCCUUUAUCAAAGUAUAAUCGUCAUAAUCUUGUUAUUCAUGGAUACCCAGAUUUAUUGUUUGAUCAAAAAUCAUGGAUUGCAUUGAACACAGGUAGUUUUCUUUUUAGGAAUUGCCAGUGGUUUCUUGAUUUGUUGGAUGCUUGGGCUCCAAUGGGACCUAAAGGUCCUAUUCGCGAGGAAGCUGGCAAGAUUUUGACAGCUUAUUUAAAGGGUAGACCCGAUUUUGAAGCCGAUGAUCAGUCUGCCCUAAUUUACUUGUUGGUAUCACAGAAGGAUAAAUGGAUGCCCAAGGUGUUCGUUGAGAAUUCGUAUUAUCUACACGGAUAUUGGGCGGGGCUAGUUGAUAGGUACGAAGAGAUGAUUGAGAAGUACCAUCCUGGUUUAGGUGAUGAGAGAUGGCCAUUUGUUACACAUUUUGUAGGGUGCAAGCCUUGUGGGAGUUAUGGAGAUUACCCCGUUGAGAGAUGCUUGAAAAGCAUGGAGAGGGCUUUCAAUUUUGCAGAUAAUCAAGUGCUUGACUUGUAUGGGUUCAAACAUAAGGGCUUGUUGAGUCCCAACAUCAAAAGGAUUAGGAAUGAAACUGAUCACCCCCUGCAGUACGUAGAUCAGUUAGAUGUUCGACAUGCAAAGCCCAAGCACACGGGAACUUAGAGCUAGGAGUACACUGUCUUUCGCUGGAAAAAAUCUUCAGCUGCUACGUACUAGCAGAGGUUUUGGGGAGACUACAUCAUUCACUUCACCGUGGUUCUUAAGGGAGGAAAGAAAACCGACAACUGAAAAGUUCUAACAGAAGAAUAUGGUGGAAAAAUUAGUAGGUAUCCCUUGGAAUUAGUCGAGGUGUGCACAAGGUAACCUAGACACUAUGAUUAUACAAAAUUGGUGGAAAAUGAUUUUGUAUUGGUAGGUUGCAUGCUGGCAUGCCUUUCAGUCUGUUUUAUUUUUAUCUUUAGUUCCUUUGUGUUUUAUAGCCCGGAAAUUAAGAACUUGCAAUUUCUUACUAAUUCUCUUUGCCAUGAGAUAGACGUGUCCCUUUGUUUCUGAUUAGAAGCAUAACUUACCAGGGGAUGGAGUGUCUGAGGGAAACUGGGAAAACUGAUGUCUUAUGCUUUUGUUUUGGACCAAGAAACAUGGCUUUAAAAUGUCUCUUUACUAUGGUAAAACUUUGUUUGUUAAGUCGACUAUUAUAUUCUGAUCCAUGCAAAGAAGCUUAUUCGGAUGUGGGUGAGGUAUGAGAUAGCCUCAUUCAACAGGAAGCUUUGUGCUUUUCUUAGCUCUGGUAAGAUCUUUUCAUUUAUUGAGAUAACUUGGCUUUCUUCGGCUUUGUCUGCCCCUUUGCUUCAAUUCACCUUAUGCUAGUCCCCAUGAUUUUGUUCUGAUUGAAGUAUCCAUGGAUAUUGAUAAGAAUCAGGUUACUUGAAUAAAAUCAAGAAAAUAAUGUGGAAGCUACUUGCUUUGGCCUUCUGUGGGCCCCUCAUUUUGGGCUCCAUGGGCCCCAAUCUUCUUUUCUAUUCAUUUUGUCCCAAAUUAUAUGACACUUUUUUUUAGUCAAUUCCAAAAAAAAUAACACAUUUAUAUAUUUAGUAACAAUUUAACUUUAAAUGCUCAUUUUAUUCUUAUUGAGAUGAUUUAUAGCCAUCUAAGCAUCUAUGACUUAUUUAAGACAACAAUAUUCAGAAGUCUUUCUUUAAUUUCGUGUCCGGUCAAGUACAUCAUAUAAAUUGGGACGGAGGGAGUAUUAGAUUUGGACUUGGACCAUGAAAUACGUGUACUUGUGUCGCACUUAGCCCUCUCUCGCUAUAAUUCUUGGGCCCAUUCUUGGACUUGACUUCCACAAUAAGCACCUUCUUAAUUUCCCAUUGAAGUCCGCCAACCUCACAUGAAGGAACGCCACCUUGGAUGCUAUCAGAUGCAUAUUGAAUAACUAAACUAUGUAAUGAUUGAACUAUUUAUGACAUAUGAAUGUGGGGAGAUUGCAUAUGGAUUUUAGAAACCAAUUCAUUCAGUUAGCACAUUGGUUUAGUUCAGCGUGUCAACUCUUCAUACAUGUACAUAUUCAGUAAAGUAUACAUAUGACCAUGAUUUGGUUGCAAUGAUGCAGUCUUAAGACACAAUAUAGCCACAGUUGGUGGCAAUGAUAUGAUUUUAAAUCACUGUAAUUUCCAUGAAAAAUGAAGAUUAAUUCGAAAUGCUCGAAGCUUGUUUGGGCUUGUGUUAGUGUAGAGAAAUUCCCUCUAUUGCAUGUUUGAACAAAGCACUGUGUCUCAGAACCAAGUAAUUGAUAUCAUAUUAGUAUAAACUUUUUCUUCUUAGCCAAAGUAUGCUACCUUUUCCUCCAAUUUUGGCAGUUUUUCGUGGUCUUGCUUGGGAGGUGCUGACAAAAGGAUUGAUCUGUCUUGCACCAAUCAAAAAAAGAAAAAAAGGAAAAUAGGUUUGAUAUGUCUCGUAUGAGAAUGACACUCUUGGAAUGAAGUACACUUGCUCUUCUGCCUCUCUUUCUGUGAUAGCAAAGCAUUGCAAGAAGAGGGCAGAAUGUCUUUUUAUUCGAUCUCCCAAGGAGUAAGUUUUGUUUUACAUUUACUUAUUUGUUGCAACAUUUUAGCUCCUGAGCAAGUUGAGAGAAUUCUCAGAUAUAUUAAAUGAUGCUGCGCAAAAGGAACCACUUCGAAUCAUCAAGGAACCAGCUUCAUAUCAUGAUCUCACUUGUAUAAUCGCAAUCGUGAUUGCUAUUCUCUUGUUCAUUUUUGGGUAUAUGGUAGUGGACAACAAAAUGUUUAGUUUGAACUUGGAAGUAUUACCAGCAUUAAUACAUGUUCUUUUAUUCUUUUGCCUAUUUCCAAA
Molecule: messenger RNA, 3598 nt
Organism: Solanum tuberosum (potato)
Lineage: Eukaryota; Viridiplantae; Streptophyta; Magnoliopsida; Solanales; Solanaceae
Product: probable xyloglucan 6-xylosyltransferase 5
Exons: 2
Coding region: 47-1411 (454 amino acids)
Biological process (GO): xyloglucan biosynthetic process
Cellular component (GO): endosome; membrane; trans-Golgi network
Molecular function (GO): hexosyltransferase activity
Source: RefSeq, a predicted model, not a curated record